CCCCCCCCCCCCCCCGCAGUGGACCGAUGUCCUGGACAGUUUCUGCGAUGACGAGUUUGGGGUGAAGACGCGCCAGUUCCACUGCUGCCGCCGGCACGGGGCCGCGCGGCGCCGCUGCUUCGCCGACGCCACCGCCGACGCCGCCACCCAGAUCACCGAGGUGACCCAGGUGACCGUGUGGGACGUCUCCGGCGAGCCGUCCUUCCCCCCCGGCGAACCCACGGCCGCCAACAUGGACAACAUCUGCCUCCUGCGGGGGCUGCGGCCCGGCCCCCGCGGCCUCCCCGGGCCUCGCGUGCGCUUCCACACCCGCCUGGAGCGCGACUUCGGCCGCUGCUGCCAGAACACCAGCCUCGAGUGCGCCCACGCCGCCUGGCAGAAGGGCCUGGAUCGCUACUGCCGGGAGGAGGGGGGGGUGAAGACGGGCCAGCACCGCUGCUGCCAGCGGGGAGGGGGCCGUGCCCGCAGCCGCUGCUUCGCCGCUGCCGCCCCCCACCCUGCCUACGACCGCGAGCUGCACAACGUCAGCCUGGCCCGGAUGGGCCCUGCCAUGCUGCGCACCCUCUGCGGCCCCAUGCGGCUGCUCAGCAAGAGGUGGGUGACUGGGGGGGGGGGGCACCCCAUAGCCUAGGGACCCCCUCCUGCCCCUCCCCAUUUCCCCAG
Molecule: messenger RNA, 663 nt
Organism: Oxyura jamaicensis (ruddy duck)
Lineage: Eukaryota; Metazoa; Chordata; Aves; Anseriformes; Anatidae
Product: extracellular matrix protein 1-like
Exons: 2
Coding region: 233-631 (132 amino acids)
Biological process (GO): regulation of bone mineralization; signal transduction
Cellular component (GO): extracellular region
Source: RefSeq, a predicted model, not a curated record